AUGACAGAAGAAAAGAAGAAAAAAGAUGAGAAGGAGGAAGAUCCUUGUUCCGCGUUCGUGGGCCGAUACGUUAUCAAGACGAUGCGCUUGAAGGACGAAAAGUGGCUGAAGCUGAUCGGCAACGAGGAGCUGCGCACGAUCGUAAUGGAAUGGGUGAUGCAUCCCGCCGUCAUGGCGCUGUUCAUUACGCUUAGCAAUGCAGGAGCGCUGGUACCCAGUUACCAUUUUCCGAACAACGCCAAGGGCAAGAUAUGCUAUUUUGUCAAGAUCUCGGAGAUGGCUUUGGAAGUUGGGAAAAUUCGUGAGCAACUCAUUUACGGGGACCUAACGCCAAACCCGAUCGAUGAUCUGUCCAUUUUGGUGGAUGAAAUUUUUUACCCCAUGAUAAACAACCCGCAAAAUCAAGAAGGAUGGCCGACGGCAAUCGUUAAGGACAUCGAUAAUCAUGUCCAGGAGCUGCGAAACAUUAUUUCCGAGGUGAAAGGUAAUAUCAUAAAUCAAACGCUUCUGCCGAUGCCCAUUGCUAUCGACAACAUUAUGCAGGUUGGCGAAGAAGUUCUAGAAGGCAAUAUCGAUGCAUGCAGCCUGAAAAUGAAAAACUCCCUCGAGGGCAUUAUAAUUAAGUGGGCUUGCCAGAUUAACGAUGUACUGAAGGAAGAUUCGUCGCAAGCGUUCAAAGACGGCCGGCAUCCGACGCCGGUGGAGGAAAUUAACUUUUGGGAAUCGCGACAGAAAAAUCUACGCAACAUCUACGCCCAGCUAACCGAGCCGAAAUCGCGUCAAAUUGGAAUCAUUCUCGAGGGUAUCGAUUCCGUGUACUCAUCGUCGUUCAAGAACACGUUCAAGAGUGUUGUGCAGGCGGUACACGAGGCGGAUGAUAUUUCGCUAUACCUGAAACCGCUGCGCAAAACCUUCGAAACAUUUGAGAGUACCGAUUUCGUCGAUUCGUCGGAUAUGAUAUCGCCGAUGCUUCACCUCGUGUGUUUAGUGUGGGCCCACUCGUGCUACUAUGGUAUCAAUUCACGAUUGGUAAUAAUGUUCAAAAUGAUAAGCAAUAUGAUGAUUGCGGAGGCGAGCAAAUCGCUCGAUCCUGGCUCGCUGUUCCAAGGUGAAGUGGAUGAAUCGUUGAUCAAAAUCACUCUGAUUAUUGAUACGUUGGAAUUCUACAAAUCAGAGUUUCAUGAUUUCCGCUCACGGCUCAACGAGUUCCAAAAACCCAACACUCAACCACUCACCUGGACGUUUCGAACGCGCGACAUUUUUAAUCGGCUGGACGUGUACAUAGUGCGGCUGAACGAGAUCAAAGACAUUUUCAACACGGCGAAUGAGUUUAAAAAGCUCGAAAAGGUGGAAAUCGGCGGUCUAAGGGGAAGAGCUAUCAGUCGUAAAAUUCAGGAAAUUUACGAUGACUACAACAAGCUCUAUCAACGCUGGGGAUCAAUCGCGUACGAUCCACUAGAUCCUGAUCCGAAACUGAAGGGAUUCCAAAAGGAUCGGCAACGCUACCUAGAGAAGGCUAGCAUUCUCGAACGCAGGCUCGCGGCUCAAUUUGUUCUUGCUUUUGAGGAGUGUUUCAAUGUGGAGCAACUGAUGAAGCUGGUGCAAGUGUUGGGCAGCUUACUCAACAGAGCUCUCAUACAACCGGAUGUGUCUCAGAUGAUCGCCAGCAUUGUUGAGCUAUUCGAUGCAGAUAUAAAUGAAAUACAUACUAUUUUCGAGAGCGGUUAUGAAGAGUUCAAAAGUAAAGGGUUGAAAGGAAUUCCAAUCGACGAUGGGUUUCCACCGGUAGCAGGAGCUAUAGCCUGGGUGCACAAGCUGCAGGACCGUAUCAAGAAACCGAUUACUGAGCUAGCGAUGAUUGACCUUCCGAUAUUUCAAAAUGAAAAUGGACAACGUGUGUUGCAGAAAGCAGAACAACGGAAGGAACAAUUGGAAGAGUUUGAACAACAGCUCUUCUCGACAUGGGUUGCCGAUGUUACGAAGCAUAUUGACAAUUUUAUGAGUAAAUCACUACUCAGCAGAACUGACCCACGUUUGCUGGAGAUGAACUUCAACCAAGUCCUACAAACCAUUAUGGCUGAAGUUCGCUACCUCAAAUGCAUGAAAACCGUCAAUAUACCAGAAAAGGCACAGCAUUAUUAUGCGUCUGGAGAAGCUCUCUGGAACGCCAGGAUGAAACUUUCGCGCAUUGUUGAAUGGUACAAUGAAAUAUGCAAAACAUGUGCACCGUGCGAAUUCGAGCUGAUACAAAAAGAAAUCGAUGAAAUCGACGCAAUACUAGCGGACGCUUGCUCUGGCAGGAUCGAUUGGAAUAACUUCAAUCAAAGCUUCAUCGAUGGUUUGUACGACAAGCUGUACAAUCUGUAUUCGCGUGUUCUAAAGGCUAAGGCGAACAUCAAGAAAGUCCAAACCAGCAUUCGCAGCUGGGGUCAGAUUCCGCUCUACGAGCGGCUGAACGGUGAUAACAUCUCGCUCAUCAACAUCGAAAACCGUUCCUUAAUCGUUCAACGGCGGCUUGAGGCGUGCCUAGACACGAAGAAACUAAUCGAGAAGGUGAUGGAUGAAAACUUUAAGCUGUAUUUUGAUUAUCUGGUCGCGUUGUCUGAAGAGAAGCUGUCUUCCACAAUUGGAUCGGGAUCUCAGAGGAGGAGUAGCGUUCAGCAGCAGCCUGCGAAUGUUGCAGCGCUGGAAGUACCAGACAUUGACGAAGAACAGUCUUCCGCUGAUACGUUGGACGAUGUACCGUCGUUCGAUCAAUCCGAGCUGGGAAAGAAUGUUUCUCAGCUAGAGUUGUUCCGCCCCUACGAGGAGUACGUGGAUUCCAUACUAUCGACGGAAAUUAUGGAAGCGGUUCACGUUAGCGUAAAGUACAUCAAGUUUGAAAUGGAAAAUCGACUACAGCACAAUACACCGAUAUUCGAGAUAAAGUACGAGCUCCAUCCACCCGACACGCGCUUUUGUCCAUCCCUGGAUCCCUAUGAUCCGGAUGGGUUCUUUGCCCUCGUCGAAAGUAUGAUCACUGACAUCUAUUGCAUGUCGGAUAUGAUACCACGAGUAGCUCAACCUCCCGAAAGUGACCGCAUGGAUGAUGAAGGAAAUGUUUAUCCGGAAACCUACAUAACACAUCUGAGCAAUAAUGAUGCCGUCGAGCGCAUGAAGCACUCCAUCAUGCUAAUGGUCAUCCAGUCAACAAGAGAUGCAGAAAAGUAUGUCAAGCAGUUCGACAAUUACAACUAUCUCUGGUUGGACGAUAAGCACAGCGUGUUAGCCCAAUUCCUGAAGUAUGGACGUCCACUAACGCAAGACGAGAUGGAAAUGUUGCUUUCGACAGAAACUCCACUCAAGGAAGUAGCUCCGACGUUGGAACAGUUUAAGGCCCAGAUUGACAGCUACAUCGAUCUCUUCGAUGAGGUGUACCAAACGGAGGUGUCGCACGUGUUCGACACCUGGCUGUUGGUAGAUUUUCGUCACUUCAAGCAUAAGCUACUGCACGAAAUAGGCAAAUGGUCUAACAUUUACAAACAAACGCUGAUCGACCGCGUGGUGGUGAGUUUACAGGAGCUGGAAGAGUUCAGCAUUGAAUGUGAUGAGGUGCUUGGACUCGAUGCGGCUGAGGAAGACUUCCCCACGCUGCUUAAGAUACUGUCCGUGCUGAACAAAAUCAAGGAACGAGAAACCGCCACCGACAACAUGUUCGAUCCGCUGAAAGCAACCGUUGAUCUGCUGAAAACGUACAACGUGGAGUUCAACGAAACAGUGUACAAGCAGUUCACUGAGCUACCGGAACGAUGGCUGCACAUGAAGAAGACCGCGCAGAAGGUGCGGGAAAAGAUUGCUCCAGCACAAGCCUACCAAGUGGACCUCAUCCGGAAGCGCAUCAGUCUGUUUGACAUUCGCAUGAAGCUCUAUCGGGAUGGGUUUAAGAAGCUGCCCUGCUUUAAGGUGCCGUGCAAGAACGUGUACGACAUUUGCGACCAGGUCAAUCUGGAGCUAAACAUCAUGGAGACGCAGCUCAAGAAUUUAACCGAUUCGGCGAGCCUUUUCGAACUGAGCCCACCGGAUGACACGAAGUUGCGCCUCUGCCGGAAGGAGGUGAAAAUGUUGAAACAAAUUUGGGACUUUGUGUACACGGUCGAAUCGUGUGUGAACGAUUGGAAGAAAACGUCCUGGAAGAAAAUUGACGUGGAAGCAAUGGACGUGGAGUGUAAAAAUUAUGGCAAACAGAUACGACAGCUGGACAAGGACAUGCGUAACUGGGCGCCUUAUCUGCAUCUUGAGGCGAUCCUGAAAAAUCUUAUGACUUCCUUGCGUGCCAUUACCGAGCUGCAGAAUCCGGCCAUUCGCGAACGUCAUUGGUUUGAGCUGAUGCAAGCAACGAAGCUGAUACAAACAUAUGGAAAAGAAAUGCUGGUUCGCUUCCAAAUGGUGGACUCAACAACGCUUGCCGAUUUGCUCGAGCUAAACCUGCACAACUACGAAGAGGAGGUUAAAGGCAUAGUGGACAAAUCCGUCAAGGAGAUGUCGAUGGAGAAAAUGUUAAACGAUCUGCAAAUUGCGUGGAAAGAUCUACAGUUUGAAUUCGAUCCGCAUGAGCGCACCAACCUGAAGUUGCUUAAAAUAUCUGAGGAGGUCAUGGAGAUGCUGGAGGAAAAUCAGGUACAGCUACAGAACUUGCUAUCCUCCAAGUAUGUGGCAUAUUUCCUCGAGCAAGUGUCCCGUUGGCAAUUGUCUCUCUCGAAUGCGGACUGUGUCAUUACGGCUUGGUUUGAGGUGCAACGCAAAUGGAUGUACCUGGAGAGCAUCUUCAUCGGAUCGGAGGACAUUCGUAACCAGCUGCCGGAAGACUCGAAACGCUUCGACAACAUCGACAAAGAGUUCAAACGACUUCUGGCCGAGAUCGUUGCCAAUCCGAACAUAGUGAAGGCUACAAAUCGACCUGGAUUGUACGAAAAGCUUGAAGGACUGCUAGAACAGCUGAUACUCUGCGAGAAGGCAUUGAACGAUUAUUUGGAAACGAAACGCUUGGCCUACCCUCGAUUCUACUUCGUUUCGUCUGCCGAUUUGCUGGACAUUCUCUCGAACGGCAACCAACCGGAGCUGGUUGCAAAGCAUCUCACCAAACUGUACGAUUCCAUCGCCAAACUUCGCUUUGACAAGACGUCCAACAAAACUGCCAUCGGUAUGGUGUCGAAGGAGAACGAAGAGUUUGUCCAGUUCAAGGACGAGUGUGACUGCGACGGUAAGGUGGAGAUAUGGCUUAAUCGCAUCACCGAUUCCAUGCGCAUCACGCUGCGAGACCUUUUCGAACGGUCCGUGUCCGCGUACGAGGAAAAACCUCGCGAUUCGUGGAUCUUCGACUGGCCGGCCCAACCCGCCCUGUGCGCGACCCAGAUCUGGUGGACGACGGAGGUGAACGUGGCGUUUGCGAAGCUGGAGGAAGGUUACGAAAAUGCACUCAAAGACUACCAGAAGAAGCAGAUCCUGCAGCUGAACGCGCUCAUCGUGCUGCUGUGCGGCGAGCUUAGCCAAGGCGAUCGCCAGAAGAUUAUGACCAUCUGUACCAUCGAUGUGCACUCGCGAGACGUGGUGGCCAAAAUGAUACUGCAAAAGGUGGAAACGGGACAGGCGUUCCAGUGGCAGAGCCAGCUCCGGCACCGGUGGGACGAUAAGCUGCGGGACUGUUUCGCAAACAUUUGCGAUGCCCAGUUCCGGUACGACUACGAGUAUUUGGGCAACACGCCCCGUUUGGUCAUUACACCCCUAACGGAUCGAUGCUAUAUCACCUUGACGCAGUCGCUGCAUUUAAUCAUGGGUGGUGCACCGGCAGGACCGGCCGGUACGGGCAAAACCGAAACGACCAAGGAUCUCGGCCGUGCGCUCGGCAUCAUGGUGUACGUGUUUAACUGUUCCGAGCAGAUGGACUACAAAUCGUGCGGCAACAUCUACAAGGGCUUAUCGCAAACCGGCGCUUGGGGUUGCUUCGACGAGUUCAACCGUAUCUCCGUGGAGGUGCUGUCCGUCGUGGCGGUACAGGUCAAAUCGAUACAGGAUGCCAUCAAGGGUGGGAAAAAGUAUGCAACCCUUAGCGAUAGCAAGGGCAAGAAAACCAUAUUUAAUUUUAUGGGCGAAACCAUUUCGCUCGUGCCCACCGUGGGAAUUUUCAUCACCAUGAACCCGGGGUACGCGGGCCGUACGGAGCUGCCGGAGAAUUUGAAGGCGCUCUUCCGCCCGUGCGCGAUGGUCGUGCCGGAUUUUGAGCUCAUUUGCGAAAUCAUGCUGGUGGCGGAAGGUUUCCAGGAGGCACGAUUACUGGCCCGUAAGUUCAUUACGCUGUACACGCUGUGCAAGGAGUUGCUGUCGAAGCAGGAUCACUACGAUUGGGGUCUGCGGGCCAUCAAAUCGGUGCUGGUAGUUGCUGGAUCGUUGAAGCGAAGCGAUAGAGAGCGUCCGGAAGAUCAGGUGUUGAUGCGUGCACUGCGCGACUUUAACAUACCGAAAAUUGUGACCGAUGAUGUGCCUGUGUUUAUGGGCCUGAUUGGAGAUUUGUUCCCCGCGCUGGAUGUGCCGCGAAAACGAUCCCCCAACUUCGAGACGCUAAUCCGACGGUCCACCCAGGAGAUGAAACUGCAACCCGAGGAUAGCUUCAUACUGAAGGUGGUUCAGCUGGAGGAGCUGUUUGCCGUGCGACACUCGGUAUUUAUCGUCGGUAAUGCCGGCACGGGCAAAACGCAAGUCUGGAAGGCACUGUUCAAAACGUACCAGAACCAGAAACGAAAACCACACUUUAACGAUCUCAACCCGAAGGCGGUGACGAAUGACGAGCUGUUUGGUAUCAUAAAUCCCGCCACGCGAGAGUGGAAAGAUGGUCUGUUUUCGGUCAUCAUGCGAGACCAGGCGAACAUGCCCGGUACGGGCCCGAAGUGGAUAGUGCUCGACGGGGAUAUCGAUCCGAUGUGGAUCGAAAGCUUGAACACGGUAAUGGACGACAACAAGGUGCUAACGUUGGCCAGCAACGAGCGGAUAGCGCUGACGAAGGAGAUGCGGCUGCUGUUUGAAAUUUCCAACCUGCGCACCGCGACACCCGCCACCGUGUCGCGCGCGGGCAUCCUUUACAUCAACCCGCAGGAUUUGGGCUGGAACCCGUUCGUCGCGUCGUGGAUUGAUUCGCGCGAGACGCAGGCGGAGAAGGGCAUUCUGUCCGUGCUGUUCGACAAAUAUAUUCCCCCGCUGAUGGACGCACACAAGCGGUUCAAAAAGAUUACACCCAUAUCGGAAAUUGCCAUGAUACAAAUGACUUGCCACCUGUUGGAUUGUUUGCUAACGCCCCAGAACUUGCCGCCCGAGUGCCCGAAGGAGUGGUACGAAAUAUACUACGUGUUUGCUGUCAUUUGGGGCUUCGGAUCGUCGCUUUAUCAGGAUCAGCUGGUCGAUUGGCGGACCGAGUUUCACAAAUGGUGGAUCAACGAGUUUAAGGCGAUUCGUUUCCCACCGGGUGGAACCAUCUUUAGCUACUACAUCGAUCCGGAAACGAAGAAGUUCAACCCAUGGACAGAUUUGGUACCAUCGUUCGAGCUCGAUACGGAUAUCCCGCUGCAGUCGAUGUUGGUGCCCACUACGGAAACAACACGGCUUCGUUGGUUUAUGGACAUACUGAUCGAAGAUAAACACCCCGUCAUGUUGGUCGGUGGUGCAGGCUCUGGCAAAAGCGUCAUCGUGGCCGAUAAGCUGAGCAGCCUCUCGUACAAGUACGCGGUGACGAAUGUGCCGUUUAACUUCUACACCACCUCGGAAAUGUUGCAGCGUGUGCUUGAGAAACCGUUGGAAAAGAAAGCUGGUCGCAAUUAUGGUCCGCCUGGGAACAAGACGAUGGUUUACUUUGUGGACGAUAUGAACAUGCCAGAGGUGGACACGUACGGCACCGUACAACCCCACACCCUCAUCCGUCAGUUUAUGGACUAUCGGCACUGGUACGAUCGGGCCAAGCUUUCACUAAAGGACAUUCACAACUGCCAGUUUGUGUCCUGUAUGAAUCCAACGGCCGGAUCGUUUACAAUUGACCCGCGCCUGCAGCGACACUUUUGUGUGUUCGCCGUUAGCUUCCCCAGUGGAGACCCGCUGUACCACAUCUACUACUCAGUUCUCUCGCAGCACCUGUCCAAUCCGAUGAACAAGUUCAAUCUUGCUACCCAGAAAAUCUGUGCAGCCUUGGUGACCUGUGCCCUGAACCUGCACACCAAGAUGGGACAAAUGUUCCUGCCGACGGCCAUUAAGUUCCACUACGUGUUUAAUAUGCGCGAUUUGGCAAACAUCUUCCAGGGCAUGCUGUUCGGCAAUGGGGAAACGUGCCAGGAACCGAACCAACUUAUUCGCCUGUGGGCCCAUGAAGCGACGCGGGUGUACGGCGACAAGCUGGUGGAAGAGCGAGACAUUGACAAUUUCAACAAACUGAUCGUGGACGUUGUGAAGAAAUCGUUCGAGGAGAUGGACGAAACGAAAGUGUUUUCUAAGCCCAUCAUUUACUCGCAUUUCGCGGAGGGUCUCACGGAUCCGAAGUAUAUGCCCGUCGCUAGCUGGGAGUUGCUGAACAAAACUCUGGAGGAAGCACAGGCCAACUACAACGACAUGAUUGGUGCGAUGAAUCUCGUGCUGUUUGAAGAUGCAAUGAGCCACAUUUGCCGCAUCAGUCGCAUUUUGGAGGGACCGCGAGGAAAUGCGCUGCUCAUCGGUGUCGGUGGAUCCGGCAAGCAGUCGCUGUCCAGACUGGCGGCGUUCAUAUCGGGCCUGGAAGUCUUCCAGAUACAGCUCCGGAAGGGGUACAGCAUUGCGGAUCUUAAAGCGGACUUGGCCGUACUGUACAUGAAGGCGGGAGUCAAAAAUGUGCCGUGCAUGUUCCUGAUGACGGAUGCGCAGGUGGCUGAAGAGUCGUUUUUGGUGCUGAUCAACGAUCUGCUAGCAUCGGGAGAGAUCCCCGAGCUGUUUCCGGAGGACGAAAUCGACAACAACAUCAUCAAUGCGCUGCGCAACGAGGUUAAGCAGCUCGGCAUGAUGGAUUCCAAGGAGAACUGUUGGAAGUAUUUCAUCGAGAAGGUGCGCAAGUCACUGAAGCUUGUGUUGUGUUUCUCGCCUGUCGGGUCCACCCUGCGCGUACGGGCCCGUAAGUUUCCAGCAAUUGUCAACUGUACCGCCAUCAACUGGUUCCAUGAAUGGCCCAAAAAUGCCUUGGAGUCUGUGUCGACGCGUUUCCUUUCGGAAAUCGAAGUACUGCCGCCGGAACUGGUUGAACCCAUUGCUGUGUUUAUGUCGUACGUACACGGUACAGUGAACGAGAUGUCUCAAACUUAUCUGCAAAAUGAGCGCCGCUAUAACUAUACCACGCCGAAAUCAUUCCUGGAGCUUAUUUCCCUGUACGCCAAGCUGCUCACGGACAAAACGCUCGAGCUACACGAUCGGAUCCACCGUCUGGAGAGCGGUAUCCUGAAGUUGGCCGAGUGUGCCAAGCAGGUCGACUCAUUGCAGCUUCAGCUGGCCGAUCAAGAGAUAGUGCUGAAGGUGAAAAACGAAGAAGCGGACAAACUGAUCAAGGUAGUGGGUGCGGAGAAUGAAAAGGUACAGAAGGAAAAGAACAUUGCCGCCGAGGAAGAGCUAAAGGUGCGUGUGAUCGAAGAAGACGUUGGUGCAAAGGCGAGGGUCUGCGAGGAGGAUCUCCGGAAGGCCGAACCGGCCUUACUUGCCGCACAGGCCGCACUGGAUACACUCGACAAGACGAACCUGACGGAGUUGAAAUCGUUUGGCUCCCCACCGGACGCUGUCGUGAAUGUGUGUGCCGCUGUGUUGGUGCUGUUCUCGCCCAAGGGGAAGAUACCGAAGGACCGUAGCUGGAAGUCGUGUAAAAUGAUCAUGAACAAGGUGGAUGUGUUCUUGAACGAUCUCCUCUACUACGACAAGGAGCACAUCCAUCCUGACGUGAUCAAGGCACUGCAGCUUUACCUGAGGGACCCCGAGUUCGAUCCGGACAAGAUUCGCGCGAAAUCCAUCGCUGCCGCCGGCUUAUCUGCAUGGGUCAUCAACAUACACCGAUUCUACGAGGUGUACCAGGUGGUCGAACCGAAGCAGCGUGCGCUUAACGAAGCGCAAACGGAGCUGAAGGAUGCGCAGGAUAAGCUGAUGGAGCUGACGUCCAAGAUUACGGAGCUGGAGGAUAAGCUGGGUGUGAUCGAGGCCGCGUUCAACAAUGCGCUGGCGGAGAAGCAAAAGUGUCAGGACGAGGCGGACAAGACGGCCUUUACUAUCGAUCUGGCGCAUCGUUUGGUGAACGGACUGGCAUCGGAGAAUGUGCGCUGGCGGGAAUCGAUAGCCAUGCUGAAGGGUCAAACGGUGACCCUGCCGGGCGAUGUGCUAUUGGUUGCUUGCUUUAUCAGCUAUGUCGGUUGCUUCACCAGACGAUACCGCGUCGAGUUGCAGGAAAAACUGUGGAUUCCCACGUUCCGCAUGUCCCGACCGAUGAUACCGUUCACGGAAGGUGUUGAUCCGCUGAGUUUGAUCUGUGACGAUGCAAUGAUCGCCUCGUGGAACAACGAAGGUCUGCCGUCCGAUCGCAUGUCGGCCGAGAAUGCGACCAUACUGACGUAUUCCUCCCGUUGGCCGCUCAUGAUCGAUCCACAACUCCAAGGAAUCAAGUGGAUCAAGCAAAGGUAUGGCGAUGAGCUCACAGUUUUACGCCUUACUGUGCGUGGAUAUUUGGAUGUGAUCGAACGAUGCGUGGUGAAUGGAAAAAUUCUGCUCAUCGAAAACAUUGGCGAAACUGUCGAUGCCGUGCUGGAUCCUCUGCUGGGCCGCAUGCUCGUGAAAAAGGGCCGUUGCCUUCGGAUGGGAGAAAAGGAAAUUGAUUACAAUCCCAGCUUCCAGCUGAUUCUGCAGACAAAGCUGGCCAAUCCGCAUUACAAGCCGGAGAUGCAGGCUCAAACGACGCUGAUUAACUUUACCGUCACCAGGGACGGUUUGGAGGAGCAACUGCUGGCCGAGGUAGUGAAAGCCGAGCGUCCCGAUUUGGAGAAACAGAAGGCUGAUCUAACGACCGAACAAAACAAGUUUAAAAUCACGCUCAAACUGCUGGAGGACGAUCUGCUCAGCCGGCUGUCGUCCGCCGGCGAGAAUGUGCUCGAAGACGCUUCCCUCGUGCUGAACCUUGAGAAAACGAAGAAAACAGCAGCGGAGGUCGAGAUCAAGGUUCGGGAAAGCAAGAAAACGUCCGAGGCGAUCGACAUCGCGUUCGAAAGUUACCGUUCCGCGGCCGAGCGAGCGUCCAUUUUGUACUUCAUACUGAACGACCUGCACAAGAUCAAUCCCAUCUAUCAGUUUUCGCUGAAAGCGUUCACGACGGUGUUCAAGGAUGCGAUUGCCAAAACUCCUGCCGCAGACAAACUGAAGGACCGGGUCAUUAACCUGAUCGAGUCGAUAACAUUCGCGGUACAUAUGUACACCACGCGCGGUUUAUUUGAGAAGGACAAACUCAUUUUUAUGGCACAGAUGGCGAUCCAGAUUCUGCUCCACGCGAAAGAGAUCGAUCCGACAGAGCUGGACUUCUUGCUGCGCUUCCCGUACACACCGAAUCUUACGUCUCCGUUCGAUUUCUUGUCCAACAGCGGUUGGGGUGGCAUUAAAGCGCUUGCCAACAUGGAUGAGUUCCGUGCGUUGGAUAAGGACAUUGAAGGAUCUGCUAAACGGUGGCGCAAGCUGGUCGAAUCAGAGUGCCCCGAGCGGGAAAAGAUGCCCGGCGAAUGGAAGAACAAGAAUGCGCUGCAAAGGCUUUGCAUAAUGCGCUGCCUGCGUCCGGAUCGCAUGACGUACGCCGUACGCUUUUUCGUCGAGGAAAAGCUCGGUGCCAGAUAUGUGGAGGCGCGGACGGUAGAGUUUGCACGCUCGUUUGAGGAAUCGAGCGCGAGCACGCCGGUGUUUUUCAUCCUGUCUGCCGGUGUCGAUCCGCUGAAGGAUGUGGAAAAGUUGGGCAAGAAAAUGAAGUACUCGUCGGACUAUGGCAACUUCUACAAUGUGUCGCUCGGGCAAGGCCAGGAGGUAGUUGCGGAGGCAGCAAUGGAUGUGGCCUGCAAGGAAGGCCACUGGGUGAUAUUGCAAAACAUUCAUCUGGUGGCGAAAUGGCUACCAACGUUGGAGAAGAAGAUGGAGGCAACGCAGGACGGGGCGCACGUCAACUACCGUCUGUUCAUCAGCGGCGAACCGGCACCGUCGGCCGAGUAUCACAUCAUACCGCAGGGCAUACUGGAGUCUGCUAUUAAGAUCACGAACGAACCACCCACCGGCAUGCAGGCCAACGUACACAAAGCGCUCGAUAACUUCAACCAGGAAACGCUGGAAAUGUGCGGCAAAGAGGCAGAAUUCAAAGCAAUUCUGUUCUCUCUGUGCUAUUUCCAUGCGGUGGUGGCGGAACGGCGCAAGUUUGGCCCGCAGGGAUGGAAUCGCUCCUAUCCGUUCAAUGUCGGUGAUCUCACCAUCAGCGUGUACGUGCUGUACAACUAUCUGGAGGCGAACAAUCGUGUGCCAUGGGAGGAUCUGCGGUACCUGUUUGGCGAGAUCAUGUACGGAGGUCACAUCACGGACGAUUGGGAUCGUCGGCUGUGUCGGACGUAUCUGGAAGAGUUUAUGCAACCGGAGUUGGUGGAUGGUGACCUGAACUUUGCGGCCGGGUUUCCAGCCCCGCCCAACCUGGACUACGUAGGCUAUCAUAACUACAUCGACGAUAACCUGCCCUCGGAGUCACCGCAUCUGUACGGGUUGCACCCGAAUGCCGAGAUAGGCUUCUUGACCACCCUAUCCGAGCAGGCGUUCAAGACGAUAUUCGAGCUACAGCCACGGGAUUCCGGUGCCUCGAGCAGCAGCUCCGUCAGUCGUGAGGAUGUGGUGAAAAAUAUAAUCGACGACUUCCUGGACAAGCUGCCCGAGGAGUUCAACAUGGUGGAGCUGAUGGCACGGGUCGAAGAUCGCACACCGUUCAUAAUCGUCGCGUUCCAAGAGUGCGAGCGGAUGAACAUUCUCGUGCGCGAGCUGAAGCGGUCGCUCCGUGAGCUUCUGCUCGGCCUGAAGGGCGAGCUAACCAUCACGACCGACAUGGAGAAGCUGGAGGGAUCGCUGUUCUUCGACCAGGUGCCCGACAACUGGACCAAGCGAGCGUACCCGUCGAUGUACGGGCUGCAGUCGUGGUUCGCCGAUUUGCUGAUUCGCAUCAAGGAGCUGGAAGCGUGGUCGAACGACUUCAACCUGCCUUCGUCGGUGUGGCUGGCUGGGUUCUUCAAUCCGCAGAGCUUUCUCACGGCCAUCAUGCAGCAGACGGCCCGCAAAAACGAGUGGCCUCUCGACAAGAUGUGUCUGAGCUGCGACGUGACCAAGAAGUGGAAGGAGGACUUUAGCGCUCCGCCGCGCGAAGGCGCGUACGUGAACGGGCUGUUCAUGGAAGGGGCCCGCUGGGACGUAAACGUGGGCUCGAUUGCGAACUCCCUGAUGAAGGAACUGUUUCCCCAGAUGCCUGUCAUCUACAUCAAAGCCAUCACGCAGGACAAACAGGAGACGAAGAACAUUUACGAAUGUCCUGUUUACAAAACACGAACCCGUGGACCUACAUUCGUGUGGACGUUCAACUUGAAAACGAAGGAAAAAUCAGCCAAAUGGACUCUCGGUGGUGUUUGUCUGCUGCUGCAGGUUUAA
Molecule: messenger RNA, 13716 nt
Organism: Anopheles moucheti
Lineage: Eukaryota; Metazoa; Arthropoda; Insecta; Diptera; Culicidae
Product: dynein beta chain, ciliary-like
Exons: 19
Coding region: 1-13716 (4571 amino acids)
Biological process (GO): microtubule-based movement
Cellular component (GO): dynein complex
Molecular function (GO): ATP binding; dynein intermediate chain binding; minus-end-directed microtubule motor activity
Source: RefSeq, a predicted model, not a curated record